Messenger RNA from Anisakis simplex (herring worm), 1386 nucleotides. The record is from the annotation of a GenBank genome assembly. Lineage: Eukaryota; Metazoa; Nematoda; Chromadorea; Rhabditida; Anisakidae.
AUGCAUCACAUAAUUGCAUUCCCGCCUAAUUUCAGUGUGCCACCCCCACCUAUCCCGCAGCCACCAGCCCCACUGCCACUCCCUUCUCCGUCCAUGUCGACAUCAUCUGUUCCUUCCACUUCUUUGGAGUCACAUUCGUCUGAUACUGCUGCUGCUGCUGCUACUGCUGCAUUUAUCAGUGCACCUCCACCGCCACCCCCCAUGAUAGGACAACAAUGCUCAUCAGGAACGCGAGGAGCACCAUCGAUAUUGCUAGCAGCAUCGCCAUCGUGUUCGAGCGCUGUAUUCUUGUCGUCGUCACCAACAACGACAACGAUCUUAUCACAUCAUGCCAGCACUUCAUCGAAUCAACUUCUUUUGAAUACUGCAUCUGCUAGUGCCACAAAUAAAGCACAGCAGUCAGCAGUGAGUUCGAAGCAUCAUUUCUCGUCGACCACCACAUCAACACUCCAACAACAACAACCUUCCAGUUGUGAGUUUGUGAACUUGAAAUUGUGUGAUACACUGAUCCCAAAAAGCAAUUCAUCUGCACAUAUUUCAGCAGCAACAUCGCACAAUACUGAUACUGCUCUUUCGAAUGCUGCUAAAGGGAAUGUCGCUGGUGCGGAUAAGGUGAGCAGCAGUAGUGCUCGUGAAAGUGCACCGUUGCAACGCGCCUCUCUAACAUCCUCUUCAAAACAUUCUUCUUCAUCUUCUCAUAAUGAUCGCUCGAAACAUAACGAUUCCAACACCAAAUCUCUAAGUGAUCUAUUCCGCCAACAGGCUCAAGAUACAUCAGAGAUUCGUAAGCGACAAAUUAUGCAGAAAGCAAAAUGUGAUGAAUCAAGUGAUGUGAAACAGGAGAAAUCGUCGUCGUAUUCAGAAACACUACCGGAAAGGGGUAUUUUCAAAGGCGAUAAAUUAGCACGUGAUAGUCAAAAGGAUCGAAGAAGAGAACAAACUGAGAGCAGUGUCAAUGGUCAUCAUAGUGCGGUUAAUGCGGAUAAGAAGGAUAAUGACAAAAGUCAGCAAAAUCGCGAUUCAAAAGAGCAUCAUCACCAACGAAACAAAGAUAUGAAUACGACGGCGACCAUUGAUCGCGCUAGUCGCGAUAAGAAGCAACAGUCGAAAGAUGAUAAAGAAAAACAACGAGGCAGCAGCAAAACCAACAACAGCGACAGAUCAAAAGAGAAAUCAGUCAAUAAAGCCAAAAAGGAAGAAGAACGCAAAAAACGUGAACAAAAAGAAAAGGAACGGAAGAGGAAAGAAAAGCAGAAGGAGAGGAAACAACGGAAGAAUAAUAGUAACACUUCUGCUUUGAAAGAUUCUGAUGAUGAAAGUGAUUCGGAUGAAAGUGAAUCGUCAAGUUCUGAUGAACAAAUUAAUAUUCAUGUUAGUUUUGUUUGA